Molecule: messenger RNA, 2604 nt
Organism: Aedes albopictus (Asian tiger mosquito)
Lineage: Eukaryota; Metazoa; Arthropoda; Insecta; Diptera; Culicidae
Exons: 2
Coding region: 13-1539 (508 amino acids)
Source: RefSeq, a predicted model, not a curated record
AAAAUCAACGGCAUGCUCGAUGAGUGGCACAACAAAGGAUACAUAGACGGACGCACGCAGAGAAGGUUGAAGGAGUCAAGCUGCAACCCACCGCGAAUCUAUGGACUACCGAAGACGCACAAAGAAAACAGGCCACUCCGUCCGGUUGUGUCAACGAUUGGCUCAGCUACGUACAACAUAGCUAAAUACCUGUCGGACAUAAUCGGUAACAUAGUCGGCAAACACGACUCCCACGUCCGCAAUAGUUUCGAUUUCGCCAGUGAAAUAACAGGGUUCCAGACGGACGAGAACGAGGUGCUUUUUUCGUUAGAUGUGGUUUCACUGUAUACGAACGUACCAGUCGAUUUCGCUCUACGAUGCCUCGAGGAGCGGUGGGAAGAAGUGGAGCAGCACACGAAUAUCGACAAAACGGACUUCGUGGCCGCAGUGAAGCUAGUAUUGGAAUCGACGUUCUUCGUGUACCAGGGUGAUGUAUACGGACAGACAUUCGGUGUACCCAUGGGUUCGCCAUUAUCACCAGUAAUUUCCAAUGUGGUGAUGGAAAAAUUGGAACAGGAGUGCAGGAUGCAGCUAGAGGAGAAAGGUAUACAUCUGAAGCUGUACCGUAGAUACGUGGACGACUGCAUGUGUAUAGCUAGAAGUGAGCACAUCCAAACGAUCGUGGAUACGUUCAAUAGUUUUCACGAUCGUCUCCAGUUUACUGUUGAAAUGGAAGUGGGAGGGAAAAUAAAGUUUCUUGACAUGAUGUUGGAACGGGCGGAUGACCAAAUAAAUACAUCUUGGCUUCCGAAACAUUCUAACGGAAGGUACCUGGACUAUACGUCCAAAAGCCCGUUCCAACAUAAACAAAAUACCGCGAUCGCGCUAAUUGAUCGCGCCAUUAAGUUAACAUGUGGGGCGAAGCGGGAAGAAACGUUAAAACAAGCAACACAAAUCCUAGAAAGAAACAACUACCCCUCCUGGUUCAUACAGAAACUAAAAAGACUCCGCAUACACAAACACUACAACACCUUGGAGGCCGACAACCGAACUACACUCCCACAGAAAUAUGUUUCCGCCCCUUAUGUGCCUGGUCUUAGCGAAAAGUUGAGGAAAGUCUUAAGAAAAAAUGACGUCACUCUUGCUUCUAGACCGCAAAACAAAAUAAAAAACCAAAUAUUCAGCAAACUGAAGGACCCUAUUCCACCAGGGAAACAGAAGAACGUGGUGUACUGUAUACCAUGUGGGGCUGACGAGAAGGUGUACAUCGGCCAAACCAAAAGGAUGCUAGAAGUAAGAGUGGCGGAACACAAGAGUGACUGCCGAGGUAGAAACCCGAAAUCGGGCCUGGCAGUCCACAAAAUGGAAGAAGGACAUAUCUUCAACUUCGAUCAAGUGAAGAUUUUGGAUCGAAUCCAAGACCAGGCAACCAGGAACAUAGCAGAGGUGUUUCAUAUUAAGAAGAGAGGCGAAGAUCUCACUGUGAACCUACAGAGAGAGUGUGGGAACUUCAACUCGGCUUACAACGGGCUUUUAGCUCAGUUGCGAAGACAACCGUGAGAGCAAAACUGCGUGUAUGAGAGAAUGAGUGAAACAGCAUAAUGGGUGAAAGUUGGGUGAAAGUAGGCAUGAGAUGGGUGUUGUAAAUUAGUAUUAUAUAACUGACGAAGUUGAAGGGGUGAUUCCAGCUGAAUGCGUCUGAUGAUGACCGAAGAAUAGUAGGUCGAAACGCGUCACGCAAAAUAAGCUGUUUCCGUUAUUUUUCACCGAUAAUUGCCAAUAAAACCGCAUAAUAAUUUUUCAAGAAUCCUAGAAACAAAAAAUCUUGAAAUGUUAGGGAGCUUUAAUGAUUCAGUUGACAUUCAAUACAAUACAUUUCAAAACGUUUGAUUAAUAAAUAAAAUUAAUAAAAAAAUCGCCCCCUUUUUAGUAUUUUCGCCCCCCAAUUUUGGUUUAUUUCAAAUUUUCGCCCCCUUCGACCUGGUUUUCGCCCCCUAGGGGGCGAUUUCGCCCACUUUGGGAAUCACCGGUCUAGACUCUAGAACAUCUUUGAAAAGUACAUCUCUAAACAACUAUGCUCCAUGGACCUGUACAAUGUUACACAUACGCAUAAGUAUUAUGUAGCAUCAAUUUUUUUGAUUAUGCUUGUAGAACUUAAGGCCACCACUCGUGGAAAUUUAUGGAAGAUCUAAAACAUUUUUGACAACUAGUUCUUCGUAGAAUAAUGCUUUAUGCUUUACUCCACCAAGGUCACUUCGUAUUUCAAUCAGAAGCAUAAUAUUUUCCGGUUAUGUUAACUUAUCAGAUUACUAUGCUCUCAACUUGAGAGAGAUAGCAAUUAACAUAAUAAGUUUUGACUUUUAAAGAAAUUCCUCUCUAUUUGAUUGCUUAACAUUUGUGUACAAUAAUGUUCAAAUCACAGCUGAUACAUAAAUCAGCUUUCUGUAUGCUUUUCAUAAGGCGCUGUCACUCCACCCUUAGAGACUACAAUGUUUAUGGAAGGGCUCAAAUGUGAAAUGACAUAUCUGAUGGAGCACGAAUGAUGGAGAGAGAGCACAAGUGAAUCGCUUCGAAAAUGCCUUAACUUUGCAAAGAUAUUGAUUUUGAAUUAUGUCACUCCUUACA